AUGCAUAUCACUUGGCUCCUCUCAACGCUGGCUCCUGCCCUCACGUUUGCUUCGCCAGCCAUUCGAGCGGCCAGCGACAGCCCCUUCUCACUUUAUGCCUACGGCACAGGCCUCGGGGGUUUGAGGUUGUUUACUUCUGGAGACGAGGCUUAUGUUGGCAAUUAUAAACUUGUUGGCGACGAUCAAGCUGCCCCUGUAAUUUGUACGUUCACUAAGCAGAGCGAUGAUACCUUGCUUGGUAGUCCAGACACAUCCGUUACCUCCACUGCGUCGUGGUCCAGCCUCACCUUCUAUGUGCCCUCGCCUUCGUCCUCCGAGCACGCAGUUGGGUUUGUCGAGUCUGCUGAUGACAGUUCGGAAAUCGUCACCGAGUUCACCUUUUAUGGCGCCUGGAUUGCAACUUCUGACAACACCGGCACAUUGCAGACUCUUUGGUAUGUGACACCAACAGAGACCGAAGGUAUCUACUCGGUGAAGUGGAACAGCACCGGCGACAGCACCGAUGGAAAGAUUUCUAUUGCACUGCGAACGACUGCCCCGUCAAAUUAA
Molecule: messenger RNA, 549 nt
Organism: Ilyonectria robusta
Lineage: Eukaryota; Fungi; Ascomycota; Sordariomycetes; Hypocreales; Nectriaceae
Exons: 3
Coding region: 1-549 (182 amino acids)
Source: RefSeq, a predicted model, not a curated record